GUAGCGAACCAUACAUUUGUGUGAAGUGAUUAAAAUGAAAAUUACAUUAUUCUUAGCUUUAACAUGCAUAUUGGCUUGUGUAUUUUGUGAUGAUGAUGACCCUUUCUCAUCGAAGUUUGAUAAUAUAGAUGUUGAUAGUAUUCUGAAAAAUGAUAGAUUGCUGCUGAACUACCAUAAAUGCUUAAUGUCAGGCACCGGUUGUACACCAGAAGGGGAAAAUUUGAGGAAGGCUGUUCCAAAAGCUCUUGAAGAUGGUUGUGAGAGGUGUACCGAUAAACAGAGGGAAGUAGCCGCAAAAGUUAUAAAAUUUCUGAUAGAGAAAAAGCCAGAAUUGUGGAAAGAGUUGCUGGAAAAAUUCGACCCGGAAAAGAAGUUCAGAAGCAAAUACGAAGAUAGACUCAAGGAAAUUUCUGCCUGAUGUAUGAAAAAGAGAUGAAUGAUUCACACAUUUGAAGAAGCUUUAUUUUGAAACCAGCUUUGAGCUGUUAAUUGUAUUAUAUGAGAUAUUAAAAAAAUUUUCAAUAGUUUA
Messenger RNA from Coccinella septempunctata (seven-spotted ladybird), 529 nucleotides. Its product is annotated as ejaculatory bulb-specific protein 3-like. The record is from RefSeq and is a predicted model, not a curated record. The transcript is spliced from 2 exons. Bases 35 to 418 code for a protein of 127 amino acids. NCBI's taxonomy places the organism in Eukaryota, Metazoa, Arthropoda, Insecta, Coleoptera, Coccinellidae.